UUUCAGAUCCAUGCUUGAGAGACAAAUACAUCUUUGAUGAAGCACAACAACACAAAACUGGUCAGAUAUUUGAAAGAGAGUUUGAAGCAGCCUCAUUAAUCUAUGGACUAUGUUUUUAUGCUGUUAAGAAGAUAAUAAAGUAUGGAGAAAAAAUGGGAAGAAGUAUUCAACUUUCUCUCUGUGGGAGUAUACCCAUCAGGGUAUAAUAAGUCCCAGAAGUUAAACCUUAGGAGGCAUGCCUCCAAGUUCACAAUUAAGGACGGAGAGCUCUUCUUUGGAAGCAGAAGAGCCAUUAAAACCAAAGAAGAGGCAAGGAUGCUCUUCACAGAAUUUCAUUCCCCUCCAUUUGGGGGGCACUCGGGCAUUGUAAAAACACGUACUGCAAUGUGCGCCAAAUUUUACUGGCAUGGCAUGACCAUUGAUGUUGACAGCUGGGUCCUGGAGUGUGAUAAAUGCCAGAAGGUUGGAAAGAAUUUGACAGCUUCGCAGCAGUUUACAAAGGUGUCUACUAUCUGGCAGUUCGUUGGCAUUGAUUUAACAGGACCUUUUCCAAAAACUGUGGAUGGCUUUGAGUAUAUCCUCAUUGCCACAGAUUACUUUUCAAAGUGGGUUGAGGCUUUCCCACUAAAAAGUAAAUCAGCAGCUGAAGUGGGGCAUCAUAUUUGCUCUAUUAUAUAUAGACAUGGUUGUCCCAAAAGGAUCCUUUCUGACGAGGGCACAGAAUUUGUGAAUGAACUCAACUACAGCCUGGGUAAUCUAUUGGGUAUUGAAAGGAGUGUGAUAGCUGCCUAUAAUCCGCAAACCAACUGCGUGGAUAAAAAAACAAAUGACAACAUAAAGCGAGCUCUCACAAAAUUGUUCAAUGAAAAGCAAAACAACUGGGACGUCUACUUGGAUGCUACAUUGUUUUCAUUGAGAUCUAAGGUCAACACCACCACAAAGCAUUCCCCUUUUCUUUUAAUGUAUGGGAGGGAGGCAGUUUUACCCUCUGAGGUUCCUGUUGAUAUGCCGGAUUCCCCUCCGAUGCAGGUAGAGACUUUGUGUCUUUUUCCAGAGGGCCGGCCGCAUUCCCCUGAUCCGGAACCAAAAUGCAAGGUAUCUGAAAUGGAUGUUCUCCCUGACAGCAGUGAGCAAGAGGUAAAAGAAGAACUCCCUUCCUUUUUAGAUUCUGAAGCCACUGUGUCCAAUACAAAUUGUGAAAUGAAUGUGCUCGUAGGAGUCACUGGCAGUGUGGCUGCUUUGAAACUGCCUCUUCUGGUGUCCGGUCUUCUACAAAUCCCAGGGGUCCAGGUCCAGGUUGUAAGCACAGAGAACGCGAAGCAUUUUUACCAUGAGCAUGGUCUAGGUGUGCCGAUAUAUAGUGACAAGGAUGAAUGGGAGAUGUGGAGUAAGCGAACAGAUCCUGUGUUACACAUUGAGCUUCGGCGUUGGGCACAUCUCCUGCUUAUAGCUCCUCUUGAUGCCAAUACAUUGGGUAAAAUUUGCAGUGGCAUCUGUGACAACCUGCUGACAUGUGUUGUACGUGCUUGGGAUUUGCAAAAACCCCUUUUGUUCUGCCCAGCUAUGAAUACUGCAAUGUGGGAUCAUCCAAUUACAGCACAGCAAAUUGCACAGCUCCACAGUUUUGGCUACAUAGAAAUCCCUUGUGUUGCGAAGAGGCUGGUGUGUGGGGAUGAAGGACUUGGUGCUAUGGCUGAAGUGAGUACCAUUCUGGACAAGGUGAAGGAAUUCCACUUAGAGCAGAAACCGCUUGGUUGAUGCUUAUGCUAUGUUGAGCAGCAGUUCACAGGUGCUACUGAAACAGCACUAUAAAUCUUGAGGAAGGAGAUAUAAUUGCAGCCCAAGGCUAAAGCUCUCUCAGGCAAACAAUGUGUAAACUAAUGUGAAAGUGUCCCAACUUAUGAUUUAUAUAUAAUGCUUAAAUAAACAGUGCUGGGGAGAAGAUCUGCUUGUGUUGAAGAGCUGGAGGCUAGCCUUCAGGUAAUGACUCCCUGACUCACGGUUUCUGUCUACAGUUUUGUCUUGGAGUAGCAUCGUUCCUCCUGUCUUAUGAUCAUCAGCAGGGUAGCAGCUCAAACAAAUGGAGAAUCAAGUAAAGAUGCAUAAAAAUCCAGGCCAAUAGUGCAUAGUUAUCUGCUGAUAAUAAGUUGGAUGCACAAUGUAAAGUUUUCAUAAUUUUCUUUGCAUACUUUUAGAAGUUUAUUUGAUGUUAAUUAAACCAUUUUGUAUUUAUUUUUUUUGUAAAGACAAAUGUACAGCACAAAAGGUAAAUCUGAUGAUAAACCAGAGCAGGCCAUUUUGGGGGCCUGAGUAUCUUUAUGACAGUUCUUUGUAUGGUCACAUAAUGCAUUAUAAUUAGUCACACUUUGUUCAGAAAUCCCUCUAUUUCAGUGACAUUUUGAAAUAAAGAUUAUAUUAUAGAUACAUUUUGGAAAAUAUUAUAACAGACCAGGGAUAUGCUCUUGAAGGGACAGUAAAAAAACUUGUAAUCACAAUAUUUGUUGCACUCUUCCAAAGGUUUAACAUAUCAGUAAAGUGUGAAUUUUAAAAGAA
Messenger RNA from Bombina bombina (fire-bellied toad), 2553 nucleotides. It is a transcript of the gene PPCDC, whose product is annotated as phosphopantothenoylcysteine decarboxylase. Gene Ontology annotation, molecular function: FMN binding; phosphopantothenoylcysteine decarboxylase activity; nucleic acid binding. The coding region runs from base 142 to 1758 and encodes 538 amino acids. The record is from RefSeq and is a predicted model, not a curated record. Gene Ontology annotation, cellular component: phosphopantothenoylcysteine decarboxylase complex. Lineage: Eukaryota; Metazoa; Chordata; Amphibia; Anura; Bombinatoridae. Gene Ontology annotation, biological process: coenzyme A biosynthetic process; DNA integration. The transcript has 13 exons.